GGUGGAGACCCGAGGCCGAGCGAAGGAAAUGCACCAAUCAGCUGCUCCCCCGGGCUCACAACUGUCUGCGGCGCCCGAAAAACAAGUCGGUGCGCUGGGGACCCGGGGCCAGGGCCGCCUUACUCCGGCCUAGCCCCGCGGCCCUCGGUGCGGGCCCCAGGGCAUGCUCGGGACCCCCCGCGGCUCCAGCCCAGACGCCCCGGCCUCAGGUCUCGGCCCCCGCUUGGGGCCCCGGCCGUGCGGCCGGAGGGAGCGGCCGGAUGGAGCGGAGGAUGAAAGCCGGAUACUUGGACCAGCAAGUGCCCUACACCUUCAGCAGCAAAUCGCCCGGAAAUGGGAGCUUGCGCGAAGCGCUGAUCGUCCCGCAGGGGAAGCUCAUGGACCCGGGCUCCCUGCCGCCCCUCGACUCUGAAGAUCUCUUCCAGGAUCUAAGUCACUUCCAGGAGACGUGGCUCGCUGAAGGCUCAAGUUACUCUCCUGUCUCAGCCUCCGGAGUAGCUGGGAUUACAGGCGUGCCACCACGUUCAGCUCAGGUACCAGACAGUGAUGAGCAGUUUGUUCCUGAUUUCCAUUCAGAAAACCUAGCUUUCCACAGCCCCACCACCAGGAUCAAGAAGGAGCCCCAGAGUCCCCGCACAGACCCGGCCCUGUCCUGCAGCAGGAAGCCGCCACUCCCGUACCACCAUGGCGAGCAGUGCCUUUACUCCAGUGCCUAUGACCCCCCCAGACAAAUCGCCAUCAAGUCCCCUGCCCCUGGUGCCCUUGGACAGUCACCCCUACAGCCCUUUCCCCGGGCAGAGCAACGGAAUUUCCUGAGAUCCUCUGGCACCUCCCAGACCCACCCUGGCCAUGGGUACCUCGGGGAACAUAGCUCCAUCUUCCAGCAGCCCCUGGACAUUUGCCACUCCUUCACAUCUCAGGGAGGGGGCCGGGAACCCCUCCCAGCCCCCUACCAACACCAGCUGUCAGAGCCCUGCCCACCCUACCCCCAGCAGAGCUUUAAGCAAGAAUACCACGAUCCCCUGUAUGAACAAGCGGGCCAGCCAGCCGUGGACCAGGGUGGGGUCAACGGGCACAGGUACCCAGGGGCGGGGGUGGUGAUCAAACAGGAACAGACGGACUUCGCCUACGACUCAGAUGUCACCGGGUGCUCAUCAAUGUACCUCCAUACAGAGGGCUUCUCCGGGCCCUCUCCAGGUGACGGGGCCAUGGGCUAUGGCUAUGAGAAACCUCUGCGACCAUUCCCAGAUGAUGUCUGCGUUGUCCCGGAGAAAUUUGAAGGAGACAUCAAGCAGGAAGGGGUCGGUGCAUUUCGAGAGGGGCCACCCUACCAGCGCCGGGGUGCCCUGCAGCUGUGGCAAUUUCUGGUGGCCCUGCUGGAUGACCCAACAAAUGCCCAUUUCAUUGCCUGGACGGGCCGGGGAAUGGAGUUCAAGCUCAUUGAGCCUGAGGAGGUCGCCAGGCUCUGGGGCAUCCAGAAGAACCGGCCAGCCAUGAAUUACGACAAGCUGAGCCGCUCGCUCCGAUACUAUUAUGAGAAAGGCAUCAUGCAGAAGGUGGCUGGUGAGCGUUACGUGUACAAGUUUGUGUGUGAGCCUGAGGCCCUCUUCUCUUUGGCCUUCCCGGACAAUCAACGUCCAGCUCUCAAGGCUGAGUUUGACCGGCCUGUCAGUGAGGAGGACACAGUCCCUUUGUCCCACUUGGACGAGAGCCCCGCCUACCUCCCAGAGCUGGCUGGCCCUGCCCAGCCGUUUGGCCCCAAGGGUGGCUACUCUUACUAGCCCCCAGCGGCUGUUCCCCCUGCCGCAGGUGGGUGCUGCCCUGUGUACAUAUAAAUGAAUCUGGUGUUGGGGAAACCUUCAUCUGAAACCCACAGAUGUCUCUGGGGCAGAUCCCCACUGUCCUACCAGUUGCCGUAGCCCAGACUCUGAGCUGCUCACCGGAGUCAUUGGGAAGGAAAAGUGGAGAAAUGGCAAGUCUAGAGUCUCAGAAACUCCCCUGGGGGUUUCACCUGGGCCCUGGAGGAAUUCAGCUCAGCUUCUUCCUAGGUCCAAGCCCCCCACACCUUUUCCCCAACCACAGAGAACAAGAGUUUGUUCUGUUCUGGGGGACAGAGAAGGUGCUUCCCAACUUUAUACUGGCAGGAGGGUGAGGAGGUUCACUGAGCUCCCCAGAUCUCCCACUGCAGGGAGACAGAAGCCUGGACUCUGCCCCACGCUGUGGCCCUGGAGGGUCCCGGUUUGUCAGUUCUUGGUGCUCUGUGUUCCCAGAGGCAGGGGGAGGUUAAAGGAACCUGGGAUGGGUGGUGCUGGGUAUAAGCAGAGACGGAUGGGUUCCUGCUCCAAGGGACCCUUUGCCUUUCUUCUGCCCUUUCCUAGGCCCAGGCCUGGGUUUCCACUUCCACCUCCACCACAUCUGCCAGACCUUAAUAAAGAUCCCCACUUCUCC
Molecule: messenger RNA, 2448 nt
Organism: Pongo pygmaeus (Bornean orangutan)
Lineage: Eukaryota; Metazoa; Chordata; Mammalia; Primates; Hominidae
Gene: ETV4
Product: ETS variant transcription factor 4
Exons: 14
Coding region: 261-1781 (506 amino acids)
Biological process (GO): cell differentiation; regulation of transcription by RNA polymerase II
Cellular component (GO): nucleus
Molecular function (GO): DNA-binding transcription factor activity, RNA polymerase II-specific; sequence-specific DNA binding
Source: RefSeq, a predicted model, not a curated record